Plasmopara halstedii is the source of this 939-nucleotide messenger RNA. RefSeq names its product 30s ribosomal protein s5. Gene Ontology annotation, cellular component: ribosome. The record is from RefSeq and is a predicted model, not a curated record. Bases 1 to 939 code for a protein of 312 amino acids. Gene Ontology annotation, molecular function: structural constituent of ribosome; RNA binding. Gene Ontology annotation, biological process: translation. The transcript has a single exon. Lineage: Eukaryota; Oomycota; Peronosporomycetes; Peronosporales; Peronosporaceae.
AUGCUGCACCGCUUUGCUUUGCGAUAUGGUUCAGCCGCAGUCAUACGUCAGCCAUGCCGCAGCGCCGUUGCGAAGCUGCAAAUAGCUUGCUACUCAUCUGAGGACGAUUGGCGUCUUGUAGAUGAAGAUCUUGACGAUGGUUCCGACAAAAUUAUUGACAAGAACAGACGUGACUCGAUGCCACGACGCCAGACCAUGCCGGAGGCAGCCAAGAAGAGCCGAUUUAUGAUUGUUUCUCCUGAAAACCGCGGUAAAGUGCGUCGCCGACUAUUGGACGAGUUUAAAAAGGAUGGCAUUACACUCGUUGACCCGGACCAACCCGGUCAGUAUCUAACGCCUGAUGCUGGCGUCUUGAGUGAUAUGCGUGCUAUGAACAAAGAGGGCGACGAGAUGGAAUUUGCUGACGAGGAAGAGGAAGGCGAGAUCAAUCUUGGUCGAAUGGGAAUGUUGCGCCAGAUUGUGCACGUGGAUCAGGUGCAGAAAGUCACGACGCAGGAGCGCAUCAUGAACUUUCGUGCGCUCGUUGUCGUCGGUAACAUGCGCGGCGUUGCUGGUUACGCUGUAGGCAAGGGAUCCUCUCCGCCUAUCGCUAUCGAGCGUGGCACAAAGCUCGCUUUGAAGAAUUUUACCUUCGUUGACCGAUUUGAUAAUCGCACGUUAUAUCACGAAGUACGUGGCAAAUGGAACAGCUGUACGCUCUUCUUGCGUCCGACACCCAAGGACAAAGGACUUACGGUAAGUGACACUGUGGCUUGUGUAUUAGACUGCUUUGGUAUCACGGACGUAGUAUCGAAGACCCACGGGCAACGCAAUCCUUUUACUGUCGUCAAAGCUGUAUUUGAUGCGCUUUCUAAGCAUGAGACGGCUGAAGAAAUUGCUCUCCGGACUGGCCAUUCCGUUGUGGAAAUUAGCACCUUGGCGCGUAUGCGCAAUCUUUAG